UGUUUUCAUCGAGCGGUGGGAAGCGACGCCAUUUGCACCGAGCAGCAUGGAGGGCAAUCUAAGUGAAGAUAAAACCCAAAACACCAGAGUGUUUUUGGAAAGUCUUCCAAAAGACAUUCGCAAAGACCAGGUGGAUAAGGCGUUUUCCCGCUAUGGCAAGAUUGCAAAGGUGUACCUUAUCUACGACCCUCCGGGCUCAGGAUUCGUGGAAUACUUUGAUGCCCGAGAUGCAGAAUAUGCAGCCAACCAGAUGGACGGGGCUGACUUUAUGGGAUCUCGGGUGUCUGCCCGUGUAACAAAAGGAGGAAUACCCCGUGGCAGAGGCCGCGGUCGUGGAUAUAACAGAGGAGGUCGUGGGGCUGGGGGCUAUUACUCAAGCAGUUACAGUAGCAGUCAAGGCUACUAUCCAAGGGGUGGUGGAAGCUAUAGGGGUGGAUUUUCCAGAGGGGGUUAUAGGGGUUCUGACAGGGGUGGCUAUGGAGGACGCGGCGGCUAUUCACGAGGAGGAGGAUACUCCAGAGGCGGAGGCGGCUUCUCCCGUGGUGGCAGCUAUUCCCGUGGAGGUGGCUAUUCCCGUGGCAGUGGCUACAACAGAGGGUUUUCGCGCGGAGGCUACAGCGGAGGAUCCAGCAACUACGACAACUACUCUUAUGACAAGUAUGAAAAGUCGUAUGACAAGCCAGCUGAGAACGGCUACUCUCGCUACCCCUCUGGUGACAAGUACAAGUCCCACUAUUCAGAUGACAAGUAUGACAAGUAUGUGAACUACAGCGGGUCGCGCAGGGAGGAGUACCAGCGCAGCCGUUCACCAGUCAGCCAUUCACCUGAUCGAUAUCGUUCUGCCUCUCCGGGCUACCAGCGCACCAGGUCUCGGUCGCCAAUCGGUGGUGGGUAUGGCAGCUCGUCUCGCUACUACUCUGCCUCCUCUCCCCCUCCCCCCUCCAGGGAGGUCAUCCGAACCUCACGUACUCGUGAAACACGCGACUAUAGCCCUGAGCGGGCCUUCUCACGCAAGGAAUACUCCAGGUAGAAUGAUUUCAUCUUAUGGAGGACGUCGGAGCCCUGUCGAUGGCCACUACUAGAAAACAUAACAAGUGGGGAUCACUUUCUUCAGCCCAUGAGGCUGAGAAAGAGAAGAGGACCUGAAUAACAUGCCAGAGAGAGAGGGAGAGAGAGAGAGAGAGAGGAUUUGAGUAAUAGGAAGCUGAAGGUUCAUCUCUGUUGUACAAGUUUUGGAAAAUAAUGUAGUGAGUAGUACAUGGAAAUGUAUGUUAACCAAGUCGGUUUUCAAUGAACUUAUACGUAUUGUUGGCUUUAUUUGAAAAUGUGGUAAUGAUGAAAAGUUUUACAGCCUCAAUGUAAAUCAUUGGAAAAUAAUUGAUAAUUUGAAAAUGCAAUUAAUGAAACAUAACCUGCUCCUGAACGCACAACCUUUAUAUAUUGAAUCAUAUGGUAAGAUAUUAGGAACAUAUUAAAGUGAAGUGCAGACAAGCAAUGACUGCAAAUGUUAAAAAAAAAAAAAAGUUGAAAAUAUAGAAGCAGAACAAGGGUUUAUGUGUUUCAGGUGAUACAGGGUGGUUUUCAGGAAGAAAUUUGCUGUGGAACUUUUCUAGCUACAGGCUUGAACCAUUCUCUUGUAAACCUGUUCACGCUGGAUAACUUAGUGUACAGUACAAGAUUUUGACAUGGGUGAAGAAGUUCUCUUCAGGACUUGAGAAUGGUUUAUAUGCUUUUUAAUUCAAAGGUGUUGAAGUAGAUUAACAAUGUGCAUUAUAUGUUAAGUUUAGAGGUUCAGAAAUCAUGCGUCCUAAUUUCAUCAGAAAAAAAAAAAAAGGUGUUACAUGUGCUUCAUAUUAUUUGUGCAUUGAAAAUGCAUUACUUGUAAAAGUUAUGAUAGCGCGUCUGUGUACGUCUGAAAUUCGUAUUAUCAAUAUUUUUGGUCUUCGUCUGUAAGAACCGUUUCUUUAUCCUGUGAACAAUGAUGGUAGAACCUUUAAGAGAAAAGUAGACAAACUCAGAAAAAAAUAGGUUACUUUAAUUCAUAUUAGUAAUUGAUGAAACGAGUGAAUCGAAUUUGAUACAGAAAUAUUUGCAUGGAACAAGGAGGUAAUAUUCAAGGUGUGCAUAGCUGAAAAGUAUGACAGGACCACUUUACAGUCAUAAUAUCUUCAGAAAACUAAGUAUUUAGUAAAUAGCUGUGGUUCUGAAUUUUAUGAUGUAGUGGAAGAACAGUACCAGCAUCUAGACUUUCAUUACAGCUUGAAAGAAUGAUUUUUAUUACAGCUGCAAGUGUUAGCAUCAAACUGUGGUCACAGACUGGUUGAAAAAAGUAUUUUUGAGUAUACAUGCGUUGCAGUGUGUGCGCUCCAUUCAGGGGAUCAAUGUAGCAAACAAAGCAGCAAUCAGGGUUCAACUUUAUAUUUCCACUUUCAAAUUGUAAACCUUUAAUAAACAGUUAAAAGUC
Molecule: messenger RNA, 2464 nt
Organism: Eriocheir sinensis (Chinese mitten crab)
Lineage: Eukaryota; Metazoa; Arthropoda; Malacostraca; Decapoda; Varunidae
Product: TATA-binding protein-associated factor 2N-like
Exons: 4
Coding region: 47-1030 (327 amino acids)
Molecular function (GO): RNA binding
Source: RefSeq, a predicted model, not a curated record